AUGUGUGAUAAUCGCAGGAGAACGUAUUGCUGUGUGUUUGGGUGUCUUAAUAAUUCAUCGAUUCCAGAAUUGUCUCUGUUCAGAUUACCUAUUGAACAGGACAGACGCCUUCAGUGGCUGCGUUUAAUUGACCGCGAGGAUUUGAAAAAUAAAUCUCAACCAUACCAUGUUGUUUGUGAAGCCCAUUUCCACCCAGAAGACAUAAUGAGAAACAGCGUUAGAAAAUUACUGAAAAAAAAUUGUCUGCCGAGUUUAAAUUUGCCUAAUCUGAAAAAACAUACACAAGUGGAAAUAACAACUUCAUAUAAUAAGUCAAGUCAAACAGAAACUAGUGCUUCAGGAUCAAAUUUAGAUUUAACUAUUGCCACUUCAUCAUGCCAAACGGAUUUUAACACCACGGAUAACCUAACACAAACUACUGCAUGUCUUUCUGCAAGUACUAUACUUUUUUUGUAA
Messenger RNA from Parnassius apollo (apollo), 456 nucleotides. NCBI's taxonomy places the organism in Eukaryota, Metazoa, Arthropoda, Insecta, Lepidoptera, Papilionidae. The record is from the annotation of a GenBank genome assembly.